This is a messenger RNA of Cladocopium goreaui, 4845 nucleotides long. The record is from the annotation of a GenBank genome assembly. NCBI's taxonomy places the organism in Eukaryota, Dinophyceae, Suessiales, Symbiodiniaceae.
AUGUUUCUUGACUUGAUUUUGGCAACCGCUGUGUCCAAUUCUGUUAUCAUAUCAUGUUGUCGUUCGAGGAAAUGGUGGCCGCAAAUCUGGGCUCCGUUGGUUGGUGUCGGGCUUCGUCGAUGUCAUGUCAAGUGCGCUGAAGCUGCGCUGGACGAGGCUGCGUCGGCACUGGAGCCAAAGUUUGGGCAGAGCCUCAGGGAGCUGCUGAAACACUCCAAGAGUGCAUUGUAUGCUCAGAAGCCAGCGGGGCGUAUGAGCAAAGAAGAGGAGAGAGUGAGCAAACUUGCACUGGAAGGGAACAUUCCUUCCUGGCCUUUCCAAGCCCUAGCACCGGUGCCCAUGGCGCUCUUUCACCUGGCCGGUGUGCUGGAAUUGCGGCUCUCCGGGUCUUGCAAUCUUUAUGAACUUCCGCUGGAAAUUGGUGGAUGCCAGCACUUGGAGACACUGAGCUUGAUCGGCAACAGCCUGUCAGCUAUCCCUGCAGAAUUGGGCAUGCUCACAGAACUUCGCUAUCUCUACCUGAAUGGCAACUUCCUUCGAAGUCUUCCCGAAGCAGUUUGCGACCUGCCAAAGUUGCAGGAGAUAUGUUUAGAUGCAAAUUGCCUGGAAGAAGCACCGCGUUUUUCUUCAACCGCGCUUGAUUUGUACACAGCGCCGGGCAACAAGUUUCCGGACGUUGCUUUCUCGCACCACUUCGAGAGGUUGGAAGUCCAUGGCAACCAGAUCCGGAACAUCAUUCCGCUGAACCCCGGCAUUCCUUCCCAGUUGGUCACGUUGAAGGUGAUGGGCAAUCAGCUCACAGAGCUGCCGGAAGAGGUGGCUUUAAUGCCCUUUCUUCGGAUCCUGUCCGUAGCCACCAACCGCCUUCGCUCGCUCCCCAAAGGGCUUUCUCAACUGCAUGAACUCGAAUGGCUUUUGGCAUAUGAGAAUUGCAUCACGGACUUGCCCGCAAAUCUGGGACCUGGUUGCUGGACUUUGACACGGCUCUUGCUGGAGUCUAAUCCAUUGACACCAACAGCAUUGGCUGAGUUGAUCUCCGAUUUGAGCAGGAGCCGGAUCAAAACACUGGGCCUUGACACCAGCCAAGUUUCAAUGGCUGUUGAAGCUUUGCCCAACUGGGAGCCGUUGCCAUCAGCGGUGUCAGUGGGCACUGUACUUCCCAUCAGUGGCUGCAGCCAAAUCAGCUUGAAGUUGACCAGGGCCUCUCAGUUGAGAAGGGACGGCAUUCGCUCUGUGGCAGAGCCUAUGGGGCCACCAGACCCUGUGACCCAACCAGCCGCGUUGCUCAUUGUGGCCUUUGGAGCCUCACAGGGCGAGCCAGAGUGGCUGGGCUUUUUGCGUCGCCUUUUGGAACUCGGCGAGGUGAAGCCCUGUGGCGAAACCGAGGGCAGCCUUGAUGAGCUACUGAAGGAUGCUGACUCUGAUUUUGACGCCAGGAUGUCAAGGUUAUGGUCAAAUUGCCCUCAAGAUGCUUCCUCCGUGACUACGCAGGUCAGAACGACCCCAUCAAUCUCCCUGGAAGACUUCGAUGUGCUAACAGUUGUGGAUCACCGGAUGCGAUGGUACAAUGAAGACCGCCCAGCUCUGGAGAAAGUCUUGAAGGAUCUUCGCCCAAAGUAUUCGAAGAUGUUAUUUGUCGGAGCUUCCAUGGGUGGCUUCGGAGCGCUUUUGCACGGUGGACCUUUAGCAGAUGGGGUUGUUGCCUUCAACCCGCAGGCCACGCUAACGGAGGCACUGCUGAGACCACCAGCAGAGACACAGAAGGAUUUGGAGGAUCUAUCACAGGCAGUGAUGGAUUCUGUGCAAACUGCCAAGGGCCGCGGGGCACAGAUCACUGUGCACUGCGCAGCAGACGAGCACUUGUCCCACGGCUUGGCCUUGCCGAGUGGAAUUCGCCUGGUGGUGCAUCCGCUCCAGCCAAGGAAGCCUUUCGCUCGCAUUUUGGACAGGGCCCGAUUGAUCCCCGUUGUGUCGGAUGCCAUUUUCCGCUUGCUUGGAACAAGUCCCAACGAUUCUCAAUGCACCACGAUGCUGGGAUGUUGGUGCAGGAACGGAAGCCUGAAGUACAUCAAGGCAGAGCCAGGAAUUGAAGUGUCGUGUCACGGUGUCACAGCAUGUCACAGCGUACUGCACAGCGUACUGCACAGCUUCGAGGCGAGCAGGGUGCAGCAGCCUGUCAAGGUGAUCACAGGUGCUCCCGUGGUUCAGCAAACAGCAGCCGCCGGUACCCCCUUCACGGCCAACUUGGCAAGUGCACAGCAGUUUCCAUCGCUUGGAACGCGGACUGUGACUGCACCAAUGGCAAGCAGUGCAUGGGCAGCACGGCCGCCCAUAGUUGCGGCGGCCGGUGCAGUUUCACAGCCAGUCACAGCCGGUGCGCCUGUGGCUACGAUGGCUCCAACCACUGUUCAGCCGCGGCCGGUAGUGAUGCAGCCAGCCACUAAUGCUAUGAAUGCCAGCACACGAACGAUUACGAUGACACCACAAACUAUUCAAGCACCGUAUCCAGCAAGCAUCCCAGCAAGCUACCAAAUGAGCCAAAUGGCGUAUGCUGCACCAGUGGCUGCACCUCGGGUGAUCAAGGAGGUCGCGGAUAAAGAUCGCCGCUCUCGCAUGGCAUAUUCCACCUACCAUCAGGAACCAAAGAAAGGAGGGGCUGGUGGCGCGUAUACCUGGGGCACCGCUGGCGAUGUGCAGGACUACGAUCCGACCACAGUGCAAGCAAUUGAGUCCAAGGUGACCACGGCACCCACUCCAGUGAGCCAAACAGUCGCUGCAGCCACUCCCUUCACAGGCAACAUUUCAAGUGCCCAGCAGUUCCCAUCCCUUGGCUCCUCCGGCCAGCCGCAGCCUAGCUCUCCGUGGGCAGCAGCACCUGCUUCCAUCAAGGAGCCUCCUGUGAUGACUGGCCCCACAGGAACAACACCAGCAGGUUCUCCUGGAUUGGUUCCAAGUCCUGCUCCUGUGGCAUCUCCACCUGGUCCAGUUCCAGCAGCCGAAGGACGGCAAGAAUUGCUCUAUUCAGUGAGGCAUUGGGUAGAACGGUUCAGUGGCUCCUAUCUUCCUGCUUCCAGAUGCUUCCAGAUGCUUCCAGAUGCUUCCAGACGGUGGCUCCUUCUUCUGGGCGGCAUUCUAGUUACAGGUAGCCAGAUUUUCCGCGCUGAAGCGAUGGUAUUGCCGGAGAAAGCCACUGUGGAGACGAUGGCGUCGUUGCUUGCAGCCCUGGCGAAUCUUUGCGUUGCAGUCGCGAUGAUUUUCCUUGUCAGCAAACUCGCCACCCUGGACUUCCAGGGAAUCCGAGGGCGAGGAGCAUCGAUAGAUGCGUCAGGUGCUCCAGUGAUGGGACGCCAAGUGUCGCAAACAAAGGAAGCUUCUGAGCUCGGCCCAAACGCCUAUGAGGUCUCGGAGGAAAAGAAAGACGGAAGAAAAACAGUUUCGACCUACCUGCAGUCCAAGACGGGCGAAAGCAUCAUGAUUCAAGACUCUCCCGAUGCCAUUAAAAACAUGAAGAGCGUGUUCAUGAGGCUCUGCCAAUCUUCCAAAGAACAGAUCUCGGUCGGCGAUGUUGUCAAAGUGCACAACCUGUUGGGUGAGCCAAUUGAUGAAGAUGAGGAGAAGCAGUUGAUGGAGUUCUUCAAAACAAACUCAAAAUCGACUGCCUGCAUCACCUUUGACAUGUUCAUGCGGUGGUGGAGCGAGCUUCACGACAGCUCCGCUGACCCGGACCAGUACUACUCCAACGAGCGAUACCGUCAGCGCUUCAAGGUGCUUCACUCUCGUUUGAAGGACCCAAAACUUGCUCAAAUCACAGCUGUCAAGGAAGGAGAUGUUAGUUCCAGACGUUUCCGAGUAUGGUUCGAGUGCGACGGCACUGGACUAUCACCUUGGCAUGACAUCCCGCUUCGAAAUGCCGAUGGCUCUUACAACUUUGUUUGUGAAAUCCCGAAGUGGACUAGAAAGAAGUAUGAGAUUGCCACUGGCGAAGCCAUGAAUCCAAUCAAGCAGGAUGUGAAGAACGGUGUGCUGAGAGAGUACAAGUGGGGGGAUAUGCUCUUCAACUAUGGGGCUUUCCCUCAGACAUGGGAAGACCCCAAGCAUGUAAGCGAGGAUACGGGCUGCCCAGGAGACAAUGAUCCAGUGGAUGUCAUUGAGUUGGGUUCCCGGCAGCGACCCGUUGGUUCUAUCACAGCUGUCAAGAUCCUUGGCGUUAUUGCUAUGAUCGAUGAUGACGAGACAGACUGGAAGGUCCUGACGAUUGCGCUUGAUGACGACAAAGCUCAGAACAUGCAUGAUCUCGGUGACGUGGAUGCUCACUUUCCUGGCAUGACCUCUGCCUUGACUGAUUGGUUGCGUAUGUACAAGACAGCCGAGGGCAAGAAAGAGAACAAGUUUGGCUUCGGUGGAAAGCCUCAGGGCGCAGCUUUUGCGAGAAAAAUUGUAGACGAGACCCAUCAAUCAUGGCGAAAGCUCAUGGCUGCGGCCGAUGAGAAGGGCAAGGUAAAGAAGGUGGCCAGCGGAGCAAACCUCUAUACAGAUUUGGCACUCGGUCAGAUCUUUCGCCUCUUCUUUGGUCCAGGCUCUGCAUUUAUUCCCCGACCAGGUGAUUGGUUUUGUGGAAGCUGCCAAGCACGCAACUGCAGGGAUCGCUACUUUUGCUGGCGCUGCAAGCCUCCGAGUCCAAUCACAUGUCCUGGUACUGUCAAGGUCUUGGACAACUUCAAUUAUCCGUCCCGGUGGGACUGGGGCUGCACAAACUGUGGGGCGGCUAUGUGUGGCUACCAGUGGCGUUGUUCGAAUUGCAAUGCCGAGCGGCCAGGCACGCACUGGGAGCCAGAGCGAACCUGA